Messenger RNA from Pelecanus crispus (Dalmatian pelican), 1872 nucleotides. NCBI's taxonomy places the organism in Eukaryota, Metazoa, Chordata, Aves, Pelecaniformes, Pelecanidae. The record is from RefSeq and is a predicted model, not a curated record.
AUGGAGACAGUAAUGAAGAUGAGAUUUAAAAGCUGUUUUUUCUUCCUAGUUACAAUGUAUUCAGGCAAACUCUUUGCAGAAGGUAAACCUUGUGAUUUGCCAUACAUAGAAAAUGGAAAGAUUGCCCAGUACUAUUAUAAUUUCAAAAGUUACUAUUUCCCUAUGCAUAAGGAAAAAAAACUUUCCUAUUCUUGUAUGGUUGGUUAUACAACUGAAGCUGGGACUCAAAAUGGAAGAGUAACUUGUACAGCAGAAGGAUGGUCUCCAGUGCCACAAUGCUACAAAAAAUGUAACAAGCCUCUUUUAGAAAAUGGCUUUUUUUAUGGUACAGAAAUGUACUUCAAAAUACAUGAGAAACUGCAAUACAAAUGUAAUCCAGGCUACCACACUCCAAGCGGUGGUACUGAAGAUACAGUACAAUGUCAGCCAGAAGGAUGGUCUUCCCAGCCCAGCUGUACUAAAAAAUUGGAGUCGUGUCAAGUACCCAAUUUACAGCAUGGCAGCUACUUCACAGUCCAACAAGAGUUUCAACUGAAUGAAACACUGCUAUACAAAUGUGAUGAGGGAUAUCAUACUGCAGGAGGAAACACUACAGAAGAAGCAGUGUGUCUAACACAUGGGUGGUCCCUUACUCCAAACUGCGCUAAAAUGACUUGCUCUUCUUUGAGCGCAAUAGCACAUGGAGGUUUCUAUCCUAUGAAGAAAAUCUAUGAAGAGGGAGAUGUAGUUCACUUUUUCUGUGAGGAAAAUUAUUCUGUCACUGAAUUUGACCUAAUUCAAUGUUAUUAUUUCGGAUGGCAUCCAGACCCUCCAGUAUGUGAAGCUGUAAAAAAUAAAUGUCCUCCACCACCGCUUCCUCCUCAUGCCCAUAUCAUCACAGUUAGAAGAACAUAUCAUAACGGAGACAAAGUUCGUAUACAGUGUCCAAGUACCUUUGAAAUAAGAGGAUCUGAGGAAAUCCAGUGUGACAAAGGAAAAUGGACAUCACCUCCUAUUUGUAUUGGAACUAUGGAUAAAUGGGAAUCUGAGGCACCAUCAUCACUCGAGGCAGAUGCAGCAAUAAGGGCAAGCAAAACAUAUCGCAGUGAAGAUAUGAAAAUGCAGCAAGACUGUACCUCUCCACCUGUGAUUAAAAAUGGUGGUGUUCUUGGUCCAUUAUUAACAAGUUACAAAAAUGGUUCCUCAGUAGAAUAUGGUUGUCAACAUUACCAUUUUUUGGAUGGACCUAGUACUGUUUACUGCAAACAAGGAAACUGGACAGAACAACCAACUUGCUUAGAACCAUGCACUCUUAACAGAACUGAUAUGAACAGCAACAACAUAGAGUUGAAAUGGAGACAGGAAGAAUUAAUUUUCCUACACGGUGAUCUCGUAGAGUUUGAAUGUAAACAGGGAUACAAUUUUCUCCAGACUACCAUUCCAUCUCCUGGGAGGACACAGUGUAACCACGGCAGACUGAAAUAUCCGAAAUGCAUUAUGCAAGCUCCUACAGAAAAAUGUGACUCUCCACCUUCUAUUGCAAAUGGAGCUCUUACUCUCCCACCCUUGACCCAGUAUGACAGUGGUUCUUCAGUUCAGUAUAGUUGCUCUGACUAUCAUUUUUUGCAAGGAUCCGAGAGAAUCUACUGUUCUGAAGGACAGUGGACUUCACCACCAGUUUGUAUAGAGCCAUGUACUUUGUCAAAAAAUGAAAUGGAGAAAAAUAAUGUGCUGCUGCAAGAGUUCUAUGAGAAUCAAGUUUACCUUUACCAUGGGGAUUAUGUUGGAUUUUACUGUAAACAGAAUCAUAUUGGAGCAGAAUCUGGUACAACUUUAUUUCAAGUGCAGUGUAAGAGAGGACAGCUGAUGUAUCCAAGAUGUGUUGAAAGAUGA